UGUGUCGCUGUGUACCAAUGAGGCACCCAGACAUUGCCACAGAUCCAUCCCUCCUCCCCGAACACCGCGCAAGGCGAAGAACCGGAAAGAAAGAAAAAGCAGUGAUUUAGUGUUUACAUUCGCCUCUAACAGCCAUGUUUUCCCACACAAUCUUUCUCAACUACUAGAAGAGGAUAUCAACUAUUCUUCAGGAGAUUUUAUUUUCGGCAUUAGGCUGCAUACAGGUGGUUGCAGCGAUCUCUCCGUUUGGAUUCACACAGCACUCCGAAUGCAAGGACUAAUUCGGACAGAGAAUGCUAACGUGGUCUUUCAUUUUCCUGCUUUGUGUCUGCAAAGAUGUCUCUGGACAGAUCCGUUAUUCAAUUCUUGAAGAGUUGGAGCGAGGGGCCUUUGUUGGGAAUGUCGCCAAGGAUUUAGAUUUAGACGUGAAGGAUUUUGCUAAUCGCAAACCGCGGAUAAUAUCCGAGGCAAGUGAGCGGUAUUUUAAGGUAAAUUUAGAUAACGGUGAUCUGUGUGUGAAUAUUAAGAUAGAUAGAGAGAAACUCUGUGGACAGAACAGUAAAUGCGUUCUGAGUAAUGACAUUAUGCUUGAUAACCCCGUGGUGUUGUACAGCGCCGAAGUCGAGAUAUUGGAUAUAAAUGAUAAUGCCCCCAGAUUCUCGAAUGAGGAGCUACGUUUGGAGAUCGUGGAAUCGGUGGCGCCGGGUACGAGCUUUUUGCUCCCGAGCGCGCACGAUCCCGACGUGGGCACUAACUCCAUCAGCACUUACCAUCUGAACGCCAAUCAACAUUUCGCCUUAGAAGUCAAAAACAGCAGCGACGGCAGUAUAACUGCAGUCCUGGUGCUGACUAAGCCUUUGGACAGGGAGAUACAGGCAACCCAUCGAUUACUUCUGACAGCCAUUGACGGCGGGACCCCAGUGAGAUCGGGCACGGCGAAAAUCAUCAUCAAUGUCCUUGAUGUCGACGACAAUUGGCCCGUGUUCGACCAGGCCAUCUACAAGGCGAAGUUACCAGAAAACGUCCCGGUCGGUACGGUAGUCAUCAAACUCAACGCCACUGACUUGGACGAAGGUCCCAAUGGCGACAUCAACUAUUCAUUUAGUAGCAGCACCCCGGCUAGAGUACGUGAUCUCUUUAGCCUGGGUGCCAAGACGGGAGAGAUGAGAAUAAAAGGAAGGUUGGACUUUGAGGAAAACAGUUUUUACGAGAUUAACGUAGAAGCCAAGGACAGUGUUCAUUUCUCACUUUGCAAAGUUAUCGUGGAGAUCAGUGACGUGAACGACAACUCACCCGAGUUAACGCUGAUGUCGGUGACAAGCCCCAUUCAGGAGGAUGAGCCAAUUGCGACUUUCGUCGCCCUGAUGCGAGUAACGGACCGAGAUUCCGCAGAGAACGGGCAGACCCAGUGUCACAUUUCGAAAGGCCUACCAUUUAAUCUCAAAACAUCUAAGAAGAACACCUACACGCUCCUCACCAGCCGCAAACUGGACCGAGAGGUGGCAACUCAGUACACGAUUGACAUAGUGUGCACUGAUACAGGGACUCCUCCGCUCUCCACUAAUAAAACCAUCCUUAUUCAUAUAUCCGAUGUUAACGACAAUCCACCACGUUUUACCCAGGCUUCGUACACAGUCUAUGUGCCAGAGAACAGUCCUGCUGGUUCAUCCAUCGGCUCUGUCUCCGCUUUCGACCCGGAUCAGUAUAGAAAUUCGUAUGUGACCUAUUCGAUCCUCAACAGCCAAAUACAUAACGUGCCUGCCUCCGCCUAUGUUUCAAUUAACUCGGACACCGGAGUGAUCUAUUCCCAACGCUCUUUUGACUACGAGGAAGUCAAGAACUUCCAGGUCCAAGUUCAAGCUCGGGACUCUGGGUCUCCAGCACUUGAUAGCAAUGUGACUGUGAACGUGAUUAUCCUGGACCAGAACGACAACGCACCCCAAGUCAUCGCUCCCAUGACGAAGAACAAUUCUGAAAUAAGGUUACCUCGCUUUGCUGAUCCGGGUUAUCUCGUGACCAAAGUGAUGGCUGUAGAUGCUGAUUCCGGCCAGAACGCUCGGCUGUCCUAUCAGUUGCUUCGAGCAACGGAUUCAAGUCUAUUUACUGUGGCACCCAGUUCGGGAGAAAUCAGGACCGCCCGCCCCGUGACGGAAAAGGAUGAUUACAUUCAAAAACUAGUGGUUGCAGUGAAAGACAAUGGUCAUCCACCCCUCUCCACCACCGUCACCAUCAAUCUAUUGAUCACCGAAGAUGGUGGGGAAAUUCUAAGAGACCACACAACACAGUCCCAGGACAUCAGCCACGGUUCCAAUUUAGCUUUUUAUUUAAUCAUCACUUUGGCGUCGACCUCCUCCAUUCUUCUCGUGGUCCUCAUUGUCCUCAUUGUGAGCAUGUGCCACUCUGAUAGAAGUCGAUCUUCCUGCUGUGAAUCUUCUGCUUCCUGCUGCAACUUAAGACGCUGGGAUAGGAGAGACACGUACCCAAAUUCCCAUGUUUAUCUUCAAACUGUACCUGAUUACAAAGGAAGUCCUCAUUUUGUUGAAUUAGUUGGGAAUGGGUCCCUCUCUCGAACGUACUCUUAUAAAGUCCGUCCAGAUCAGAUAUCAAAUAAGAAUGAUUUCCUCUUUUUAGCCCCAUAUAAUGCUGCAACUUUGCAAAAUGAUACUGGAAAUACUGACACACUUCUGGCAGAAUGGAGAAGAGAGCUAACUGGUGAAUGGAAAAAUCUACCAUGUGAGGUGGGACAACCGAAUACAGACUGGCAUGCAUCAGAGCCUCAUAUAGUUGGAAAGAUCAGUUCCCAAUGCUUGGAAGAAAAUCUAACCCAGGAUGACAUUAAACGAGAAUUCAACCGACGGCACACGGCUAUCACAUCCGGAGCAGAUGUGGAUUACAUUAAAGCAUCUCCAGAUUUGGAAGGUGGUAUACCUGGCUGGACCCCCAGGUUUGCACCACAGAACCUCGAAACCCUGGAAGCUGAUGAUUAUCAGUCAAACAUCUACGUGGGCGGCAGCCCUGUCAUGCUCUCCGGCCACCAGGACAAAGCUAUCAAGCAGGACAGGCAACAUUCUGCAUCUUCUACGAAAAAGAAGAAGAAGCGCAGCAAACGUUCGGAAAAGCGGGAAAGCAAAAGUACCAUGGAGGAGCCACAAAAUGAGUAACGCCUCUUCUCAUGGUAAUUUGAGUACUCCCGAUAUCCAAGUCAGACCAUCAGUGUAGACACAAGGGUUCUGUAAAUUAAAUUUAAAGUCACAUUUGGAAGAGAUAUUGUUGUGUGUACUCAAAUGCUAACUUGUUGUCUUGAAUGUUUUAUAAUUUUAGUUCAAUGCUUUUAUUUAGCUUGGCUCCCUUUCUUCUGUCAGGCAACAUUCAUUUCUUAUAUGUUCAGCUGUAAAUGCACAGGAGUCGGUGAGAAAAACAAAUUAAAAAUAGCGUUUUGUUAAUUCAAUGUACAGACUAAGACAGUGACCUUAUGAAAAUGUUUUUUUCACUUUGCACUCCCUAGUGUCAUAACCUACGGUCUGACUACAGGACAGAUUCAUUGUAUUAAGAUGAAAAGUUAUACAUUUGCAAAUAUUGAUUAAAUAUCCAGCUGGAGAAGACAUCUCAAUUGUCAAGAACUGAGUGAAGGCAAACGUACACAAAAUCUGUAAUCUUUAUGAAGCAGUGAUUAUUUUCAGUGCCAUCAUAAGCAAUUUUAUUCCAUGGGAAUUUGAAUUUAGCAAAUCGAGAAUUAAUGCAUGUUUUUUUUCAUGUCUCAACAAAUUGGGACUUGGGUCGAAGAACAGCAUGUAUACACCGUUAUUUUUAUGGUAUUUUAACUGCUGACAACUGGAUAUAUUUUUCUCUGUGUUCAAAGUUGAAGAUAAGAAUGUAACUGUUUUUACGUAACACGGAAAUAAUUAGUUGAAAAAGUUUCUUUAAGUUUGCAAGCAGGGCAAAGUGCACCACAGUGUAUCUAACAAAAUGUGGAUGAAACAAUAAACUGGCUUCAGCUGCUCAUCUUGGCUAAGUCAGACUGUGACUGCUUAAUACUCAUCUGAAUCACUGUGCGUUUGUAGCAACAGUAAUCACAGAGGUCAUUUCUUCAAUCACCUGCGGCAACUAUGCAUUUUGUUACAUUUGUACCAAAGGUGGCUUUCUUUCUCAAUGACAUCUAAUGUAAUCUUUUAUGCUUAGUCUAUUUUCAGAUGUAUUCUGUUUUUUGCAUGUUUAAGUAAACGUGAUCAGGACAAUCUUUACCAUG
This is a messenger RNA of Amblyraja radiata (thorny skate), 4246 nucleotides long. RefSeq names its product protocadherin beta-7-like. Lineage: Eukaryota; Metazoa; Chordata; Chondrichthyes; Rajiformes; Rajidae. The transcript is spliced from 4 exons. Gene Ontology annotation, biological process: homophilic cell-cell adhesion. Gene Ontology annotation, cellular component: plasma membrane. The record is from RefSeq and is a predicted model, not a curated record. Gene Ontology annotation, molecular function: calcium ion binding. Bases 294 to 3161 code for a protein of 955 amino acids.